Gracilinanus agilis (Agile Gracile Mouse Opossum) is the source of this 5335-nucleotide messenger RNA. RefSeq names its product maestro heat like repeat family member 1 (gene MROH1). NCBI's taxonomy places the organism in Eukaryota, Metazoa, Chordata, Mammalia, Didelphimorphia, Didelphidae. The transcript has 42 exons. Gene Ontology annotation, cellular component: cytoplasm. Gene Ontology annotation, molecular function: protein binding. Bases 47 to 5008 code for a protein of 1653 amino acids. The record is from RefSeq and is a predicted model, not a curated record.
CAGGCUUGAGAAGAAACCCAUUUUUAUUUCGGAGAAACUCCAGACUAUGAAAAUGACAGAAUCAAAUGUGAAAAGGCUUGCCACUACACUGAUAGGUGCAAUCACAGAUAAGGACCCUUUAGUGCAAGAGCAACUUUGCAAUUCUUUAUGUUAUCUUGGAGAAUCAAAAGCUGAAGAAACUCUUAAUGCCUGUGAUGAGUAUCUCCGGCAGCAUGAGAAGCUUGCAUAUCCAUACCGAGUCAUUAUCCUGAAGGCUAUGGAAACAAUUGUGAAGAAUAACAUAGAUGAGCUGGAUCGGUGUACAGCCAAGAUAGUUAUCAUUUUGGCCUCAAAUGAAAUGACCAAAUCUAAGGAAUUAAUCCUGGAUUGGCAGCAGGCCGCAAGCAGUGUACUUGUUGCUGUGGGGAAACGGUUUAUCAACAGAGUGAUGGAGGAGGUUUUGACCAAAUUUCAGCCAGGGAUCCUGCCUCACUAUUUUGUCAUGCAGACAUUUGCAAACCUGUCUAUCACCAAUGUAUUUGGCAUGGUGCCCUUCUUGAAUUCCAUUCUGACGACCAUGUUACCAAUGCUACACCUGGCUCGGCAGGACCAGAUGAAGGCUGUAUUUUGUUUUGCUCUGCAGCACUUUAGCGACAGUAUCCUAGAAUACCUAGCCAACCUGGAUCAAGCCCCAGACCCCACAGUCCGGAAGGACACAUUUUCCACUGAGAUCUUCAGUGCUUAUGAUGUCCUUUUCAACCAUUGGUUACAGAGCCGGGAAGGGAAGCUUCGGUUGGCUGUGGUUCAGGCACUGGGACCCAUGAGUCACCUGAUGCCCAGUGAGAAGCUAGAGGAACAGCUACCUAGGCUCAUCCCAGGAAUCAUUUCCCUUUAUAAGAAGCAUGCUGAGACUUUUUACGUGUCCAAGAGUCUUGGGCAGAUUCUUGAAGCUUCUGUGAACAUUGGGAGCCGCACGUUGGAAGUGCAAGUUGAUAUGCUUCUGGCUGCUUUGCACCCUCAGAUUUGUGCCCCAGUGGAUUCAUUCAACCCCUUGGUCAUUAAGAAUCACAAUGAAGUUCUACGUUGCUUCACAAUUCUGGCCUGUUCCUUUCCUGAUCGCCUAUUGGCUUUCUUGCUUCCUAAACUGGAAAACAGCAAUGAGAGAAUUCGAGUGGGGACCCUGCACAUCAUGAGGCAAGUCAUCAACUCAGCCUCUGUUCAGAUGGAGAUUAAGAAGCCAUUUAUUCUGUCUUCCAUGAAGUUUCCUCUGAUGGACACUAACAACAAGGUGAAGCGGGCUGUGGUGCAGGUAAUCAGUGCAAUGGCCCACCAUGGUUAUCUGGAACAGCCUGGGGGUGAGAUGAUGAUAGAAUAUAUCCUUCGGCAAUGUGCCCUGCCACCAGAACUAGGGCUUAAGAAGCAAAUGUCAGAAAUUGAAGAUUCCUUAACUAGUGACAGUGUCCGGACCAUCAGCAUCAAUACACUUUAUCUUAUCAGCACCACUGUGGACAGGAUGAAUGAUGUUCUUUGGCCAUACCUUCUGGAGUUCCUAAUCCCUGUCCAGUUCACUAAUGCCUUGACACCACUCUGCAAGAGUCUUAUGCAUCUGGCAAUGAAGAGGCAGGAGGAAGGGGAGAAUUCAUUCCUCAUUCAGUAUGAUUCAAAUGUAAACCUUCCCUCUCCCUUUGCUUUAACUACAAGACUCUUGAUUGUGUCUUCCAACCCUUACCUUGGGGAGGGCAGAGGAGCAGCCUCUCUACGGCUACUGAAUGUUUUGCAUCUAAAUAUCCAUCCACUGUUGGGUCAGCGGUGGAAGAAGACCAUCCCCCCCUUAGUAAACUAUCUAGAAGAAUUCAAUGAAGAAACCCUGUCUCAGAAGGAAUGGGAAGAAAAGCUGCUGAUGCUUGCACUGGUGUCUAUUAUGUGUUUGCAGUUUCUCCGGGAUACCCUUACUGUUGUGUCUGAUAACACGUGGAUUUGCCAGCUGAGCUUGGAGAUGUGUAAACAGCUGAACUGCUAUAAUGGAACGCCUCUGGAGAAGAACUUCCUGUAUAAAUGCAUAGGAACUACAUUGGGAGCUGCUUCAAAUAAGGAAAUAGUGAGAAAACAUCUUCAGGAACUUCUUGAGACAGCACGGUACCAAGAGGAAGCUGAAAGGGAGGGCCUGGCUUGCAGCUUUGGGAUUUGUGCUAUUAAUCACCUAGAUGAUACCCUGGCAAAGCUGGAGGACUUUGUGAAAUCAGACAUCUUCAGGAAAUCUGUGGGCAUAUUUAACAUUUUUAAGGACCGCAGUGAUACUGAAGUGGACAAAGUCAAAAGCACACUGAUUCUGUGCUAUGGGCAUGUGGCUAUGCGUGCUCCUCAGGAGCUGGUGUUGGCUAGGAUCGAGUCUGACAUACUCAGGAACGUCUUCCAGUACUUCAACACCAAGGUUCUGGGAAUAAAGGUAGAAACUAAGGACCUAACCUUGAAGCUGUGCCUCAUUCGGAGUAUCUGCAUGAUCAGCCAAGCCAUCUGUAACAGUGUUCAGUCUUCUUCCUUCGUCUUCUCUCAGAAAGCAGAGCUGGUGACUCAAAUGAUGGAAUUUAUCAGAGCAGAGCCCAUGGACUUUCUGAAGACAGCAAUACGCAAGAGAGCCAUGAUUGCCUGCACUUACUUAUCAACAUUGGAGCCUCCACUGGAAGACCUGGACAAAGCUGAGUUGAUCCACAGCUGCCUACAUAGUGUGUUGGCCCUCCCUUCGGAUGCUGGGAUAACAUCCUACUUCCAGGAGACCCUGUACUUUGAUACUAUGACUGCACUCAAGGAUUUGCUGACAAGACUUCUGCUUCGAAACUUAUCUCCCCAAGGCCUGCAGAACAUGUUUGAGCAUUUGACCCCAUGGAUCAAAUCUCCCAAAGGACAUGAGCGGGAACGUGCCCUAGGGUUGAGUGCUUAUCUGCUGCGCUACUUCUUAGAGCAUUUGAAUGUUAUCGCAAUUGUACCGUUCUAUAACCUGGGGCUUCUUGUUGGGAUCUUCUCUCCGAGGUGUGCAGACUCAUUGUCUACUCUCCGACACAAUGCCUUGGACUGUGUUUACUCAUUACUCUACAUACAACUCUUCUAUGAGGGUUUUGCCCAAGAUUAUCAGGAUGAAGUAGCAGAAAAGCUCUUAUCUCUCAAAGAUAGCCUAAUUGAUCCCAAUGUCACUGUUCUCUUCCACACCUGCUACAGCAUUGCUCAGAUUAUUGGGAAGCGUCUCCCCCCAGAUCAGUUUAUUUCCUUCCUACUGACAACAUUUGAAGGGCUGAAAGACUCUGAUGCGAAUUGUGCACGUGCUGCCACAGUCAUUAUCAACUGCCUGCUGAAGGAGAGGGGAGCUGUGUUACUGGAGAAGGUGCCAGAGAUUAUGGGGCUGAUCCAUGGCAAGCUAUGUGAGGUAAAGGAUGAACAUGUGGUGAAAGCUGUCCAGCAGAGUGUGUAUCUCCUUGCAUCUCAGCAUAAGGCAGCAGUGGUGGCCAGUCUUUUGGCCAGUCCCUUGCCCUUUGACAGCCACACCUGUUCUCUUUGGAGGGCUCUGGCCACAGAACCCACCCUCACCUCCCAAGUCCUGGAGCUGCUUUUAGACAAGAUGAAUAAAGAUGUCCCCUUCACGGAGAAUAAGUCCUUCUUGUUGAGUAGCAGCUAUGACCGAGUGGCUACGGUGAUCCCUCUUGCUGCCACAUGUGCUCUGUAUGAGAUCAUGUCUGCUCCAGAGUCUGGGGCAGCAGUGUUGGGCCUUUACCCCGAGCUAUUUGUGACUCUCCUGUUGCGAGUCAGCUGCACUGUGGGUGUCCAGCUCCCCCGGAACCUGCAGGCCAAGGAGAGGAAGAGUACCAACCCCCGCCUAGCACCCAAAAUUCUCGAACCCUGCAGUUGUGCUGUGGAGACACUGCAGGCCAUGCUGUCCCGUGGAGGAAGUGGGGAAGUCAUCACAUGUAUGGGUCUGGAAGGUGGCUGGGAGCUGAUGAAGACAUCUGAAGGCCAUGAAGAGGGAGUUACUCUUCUUGCCAGAGCCAUGGCCAAGCAUUCAGGUCCCAAGCUCCCGUUGAUUGUGAAGACGCUUAUCCCUGUGCUCAACAGCGUGUACGAGAUUCAGAGGAUCACCACCAUCGCCUACUUUGCAGAGCUGCUGAGCAGCAAUGUGGUGAAUGAUCUGAUCCUCCUGGAGUCCCUGCUGGACAACACAAUGAGUAGGCAGAAAGAUGUGUGCCCAAAUGUUCGCAGGUUGGUACUUCGUGGGCUGGCCAACAUCGCCACAGGCUCCCCAGAUAAGGUUCGGAAGCACGGCCCCCAGCUCCUCACCGCCAUGAUUAAUGGCUUGGAUGACAAGGAUGAUCCCCAUAACCUGGUGGCCCUGGACGCCAUGUUGGGCCUCUCUCGCCUGCUGGAUCUGGCUGAAGAAUGGGACGUUCGCUCCAUCCUGCUGCACAUCACCAUCCGCAUCCGCCCCUUCUUUGACAACGAGCGGGAUGAGUUCCGGAGCUCAUCCAUCAACCUCUUUGGACACCUGAACAAGUUCUGCCACGGGAACUGCGAGGAUGUCUUCUUUGAGCAGAUCAUCAAUGGGCUGGUGAGCCUGUUGCUGCACCUGCAGGACCCCAAGCCCUCCGUCGUGCGUGCCUGUAAGUUUGCCCUGCGCAUGUGCGGCCCCAAUAUGGAAUGUGACGAGCUCACCGACUUGUUCGAGAGGCAGCUGCACGACGGGCGUGGGCUGCACUUUGGGGAGUUCAUGAAUGAUACCAGCAAAUACCUGAUGCAGAGCUUCCCCGACACGCUGAGCCGAAUCAUCAGUACCAACUUGUUCUACUUCAAGAGCUGCUGGGAGGACAUCCGGGCCGCGGCCCCCAUGUUCAUCGGUUUCUUAGUGCUCCAUGCAGAUAAAGUGACCUGUGAACAGGUGGAUCUGAACCAGCUGCUCUCAGCUCUGCAGCUGCUGCUCAAGGACCCAGCACCCACAGUGAGGAUCAAAGCUGCAGAGACUCUGGGCCGCCUGGUCAAGUUUGCCUGAGCCACCGGACCAGCCUUUCUAUGAGCAAAGUGGACCAGAUUUCUAAGAAAGAACCCUCCCUGCCCAGCCAGCCAGCUGUGGAACAGCUGGAUCCUGAUAGUCCUCCUAUUCCCUCCCCCUCCCAUGGCUCCCGCUCUUGGAGGUCAUGAGGGUCACAAGCCGUAGCUCUAAACUGGGCCUGGGUUGGGGCUAUAGUCGGGACCAAUCCCAUCCUCUUCACCUCCAGCAGAGACUCAAUCCAGGCAGGACCCAAAGGUGCUGGAGGAAAAGUUGUACAUAGGACAGAGCAUACUGUACUUAUUUUUCAAUAAAAGCCGUUUGCUCUUC